Molecule: messenger RNA, 1353 nt
Organism: Rotaria socialis
Lineage: Eukaryota; Metazoa; Rotifera; Eurotatoria; Philodinida; Philodinidae
Source: the annotation of a GenBank genome assembly
AUGCCCAAGCGUUAUCUUACGAUACGAAACAAAGUCAAUGAACACGAACAACCACAAUCAUCAAAACGUGUUAAUAACGAUGAAUUAAAUCCGGUCAAAAAGAUGAAAGUUGCAGAGAAUCAUACCGAAAAAGAAAAUAUAUCAAAAACUCCAGCACAUCAAAGUACGCAUACAGAAGAAGCAACUCCAGAAGUACAAAUCGUCGAACCAGUACCUGAAAAAAAUGUUGAUUUUACUAUCGAGGAAAGCAGCGAUGAAGACACCGAUCUUGAUAAUGUCGACAAUGAUCUUGAUGAUUAUGACAGCGAUCUUAGUAACGAUGAUACUGAUCUUAGUGACGACGACGAUGAUGAAGAUGAAGAUAUCGUUUUUAGUUCUGAUGAAUCGGAUGAUGAUGAUGAUUUUGAUGGAAAAAAUGCAGUUAUAUCGAUUGCUCCUGAUGAUAAAGGAAAAGAAUAUCCGGCCAAUAAACAAUAUGUUAUCUAUGAAAAUGCUGGUCUUGAAGAGCAAGCAUUAAUUGUUUCGAAAACAGCUCGUUUUUGGAGCCUUAAAUAUCGUAAAGUUCUUCGUCGAGUGUAUCCCGAUGCCUAUGGAAUGUACAUUUAUGCCGAUUUCAGUUGUUAUGGUCACUUAGAAGUUGUUGAAAAUUGUCUUAAUGAGUUAACCAAAGCCAUAUUUGUUGUACAAGAACGUGUUGCAAAUCGAAUAAAUUACAAACUUAAGCCAAAUAAUAAAAUUAAUCAUAUCCUUGCAUUUCGUCGUCUUGAAGCAUUAACAAUCUUACUUGAUCAUGCCGAUGGCAUAAGCGGUAUUGAUGAUGGUGAUCGAUUCUAUGAAAUAAUGCGUGUUAUUGGUGCUUGCUAUGUAACGAUUCUUCGUGGCUUCUUACCAAACGAAAUGUUUACAAAAUUUGAAACAUUUGACGAAGGUUUAGUUGAAAAAUUAAACAAAAUUUUGAAGCAACUACCAAAUUUUAAACAAGUCUUAGAACAUGCUAUUAUUGUUGGCUAUUUAUUUUUGACUAUUGCUGAUGUUUGCAGUGCGUAUACCAAUGUUCUCCAAGUUAUUUAUUGCAAUUGGGUUUUAGUUAUGGAUAAAGUGGCCAUUGAUUGGAAUAAGAAAACAGCAAAUAAUAAAUUGUGGAAAGCAUUGAAACAUGCUGCACAAAUCGAUCGAAAUAAUAUUGAUUACGGUGAUAAAGAAUCAUUCGAUUAUCUCAAAGAAUUACGUUUAUAUAAAGGGCGUCAUGGUCUCGGGGGUGAAGCAUUUGAUCUUAGUAAAUGGUCGCGAAGCGACAGAGCUGUCUAUUCUCUUCGGCGACGUUUUAAUGAUUUUCAAGGAUUGUUUUUUUAA